AUGGAAAAUUAUCACAUUUUGCAUUUAAUAGGUGAAGGCUCUUUUGGAAAGGUUUAUAAGGGUAGACUAAAAAAGAGUAAUUAAAUCGCUGCUCUAAAAUUUAUUAGUAAGAGAGGAAAGUCAGAAAAAGAUUUGGCAAAUUUGAGAUAGGAAAUUGAAAUAUUAAGGAGAUUGAAGCAUGAAAAUAUCAUAUUAUUACUAGAUGCAUUUGAAACAGCAGGUGAAUUUUGUUUAGUAACAGAAGUAAUCUUUUUGAUAGAAUAUUGUUUAGUUUGGACAAGGAGUAUUAUUUGAAAUUUUGGAGGAUGAUCGUAAAAUACCAGAGAGUGAAGUUAGAAAUAUAGCUUAAUAAUUAGUAAGAGCAUUACAUUACUUGCAUUCAAAUAGAAUCAUUCAUAGAGAUAUGAAACCAUAAAACAUAUUAAUUUCUGCUGAUGGAGUAGUCAAAUUAAUAGAUUUUGGUUUUGCCAGGGCAAUGUCAACAAACACUUAAGUUCUUCAUUCAAUCAAAGGAACUCCUCUUUAUAUGGCACCAGAAUUAGUUUAAGAAUAGCCAUAUGAUCAUACAGUUGAUUUAUGGUCUUUGGGAGUUAUUCUUUAUGAAUUAUUUGUUGGAUAACCUCCAUUUUACACAAAUCAAAUAUAUUCUCUAAUUCAGCUCAUUAUCAAAGAUCCAGUAAAAUAUCCAGAUAACAUGAGUCCAGAAUUCAUGAGUUUUUUAAAAGGUCUACUCAAUAAGACUCCUUCUGAAAGGUUGGGUUGGCCAGAUUUAUUGAAUCAUCCCUUUAUAGCAGAAACUGAUUAAGAAAAAUGUGAGAGAAAAAAAAGAUUGAAGCAAUAUAACUAGUGGGCUGGGGUAGAAGAUGAAAUUAUAGAUAAAAGAAAAAGAUCAUUAACUCCAACUCGUGAGAUUGUUGCUUAUGAUUAAAUUAAAGAUAAUCGUGAUGUUUCUCCAAAAAGAAUGCCAUGUAAUGAUGAAUUUUGGAUGAGAUACGAAUAAAUUGCUAAUGAUGUUUAAGGUGCUACUUAAUUGAGAUGUGAUCCAGGCUUCUUGGAUAAAUUAUUAUAAGUCUUAUCUCCACCAAAAAAGCCUUCUUUAUCAACUGCUUUAAAGGUUUUUGGAUUAGUUAUUACUAAAGGAAAUCAAUAAGAAGGUUUGGAUGUUGUUAAAAAUUAACAAAUUCCUAUUUAAUUGAUUACUCAUGUCAAAAAUACUUUAAAAUAAGGUACUUUAGAAUUGUUAUCGGAUUUUAUUAAGACUAUUGGAUUAUUGGCUUAAGCCACCUUUGAUAAAAACAUAGGAAUAGACAAUGUAUUUAUUAAAUUUCUUGGACUUACUGCCUAAAUAUUAAAGGUUGGUUAGAAUAAUGAAUUAAUUAAUACAAUUAAAACAAUAGGACUUUUUGCCAAUUAAGCAAGUCUAAAUUCAGUUAGAUCAGUUUUAUUCUAUAAAGAACUUGUAGAACAUAAUUUGGUAGGUGAAAUUGCAAAGUUAACUAGAAAUAAUUUAAUUCUUCAUAAAUUAGCAACUUAGGUUAUUAGUGUAUUGAUUCAUCCAAUAAAUGGAGAAAUAUUUUAUUUUCCUUGGAAAAAAGGUUAUUCAAAUUAAGUGUAAAAUUUCAAUGAAGCUUUACCAUUAUUUGAAUCCUUAAAAUUUUAAAUUGUUUAAUCUUUUUCAGAUAUAGAUCAUCUAAAACUUUGGAAUUAAUAAGAUGAAUAAUAAAAUUUAAUUAAAAUUUCAAUUUUGAGAAUUCUACUUUAAAUGAUUAGAAUAAAGAAGGAUAUUUAAAUUCCAAAAGAAAUCAUACAUUAAUCUCUAAAUUCAGAAGAGUCUUUAUUUUAAGGAACUGCUAUGUUAAUUUUAGUUUAAUAGUACAAAAAUAAAAACAUUGAAUAUUAAAUCAAUUUUUCUUAAAUAAUAAACAUUUUUGAGAAUAAUAUUCAAAUAAAUCCUAUAGUUUCCUUAUCAGCAAUUUAAUUAAUUGCUGAAUUAUUAUAAUCUGAAAGUAGUUUUAUUCAUUAAUUACUUAACUAUUUUACACAAUAACAACCAUAUAAAUUACUUUUUGAGUUGGUUAAUCCUAAUAAAAAAAGUAAUAGAUCUGAAGAUAUUCGAAAAUUAGAAGGUAGUUGUUUUGGCAUUCCAAAUUAUGGUUUUUUAGAUGGAAUAAUAACAUUAAUAUCUAAAUUAUUGUUUCGUUAUCAUAAAGAAUAAAAGAAAUUAAUAGAUUUAUUCGUAUUAUUAGAAAAGUAUGAAAUCCAUCAACUUUUAUAUUAAAUUUUCUCAAACAUAAUAAGUAGAAAUGAUGUUUCUCCAAAAGGAUUUGUUUUUUUAUUAAUACUAAUUCAUGAUUCUAUAUAUUCUAACUUUAAAGCACUUGGGUAAUUAAUGUUUUAAGAUACUACAAUUAAAAGUUUGUGCUUAUUUUUGAAAGACAGUCAAUUAUAAAACAUAUAGGAAUGGCCUUCCUCACAUGGUGGUGGUUUAGGUUGUGUUAAUAAAAUUGGUGAAUAAAUUAUAAAAAUAUUUAUUUUGGCCUUGUAAGAACAAAAUAACCAUCAUAUUUAUAAAGAACUAAGCAAUUAAGAUAUAGUGGCUCUAACAUUAAACUUGAUUAAGCACUCUUAAAAAGAACAAAUCUCUUAAUUGUUUUGUUUUAUUUCAAAAUUAGUAUGGAAUAAUGAAGAGGAUAAGUAAUUUGCAUAAAGUUUUAUUUAAAAUAAUGGAUUAGCCAUUUUAUAAAAGUAUGGAGUGUUAAAUGUUGAUUCAAUUAAUAUCUUAUCACAAUUAGGCAGAAUAAGCAUGGAUUAUUAUCCAAAUAUACAUCAGAUGAAUUUAUAUAAUGAGUUAAAGUAAUUAAUUUAAUCACCUGAUUGUAAUUUAAGAGCUAAAGUAUGCAAUUUAAUAGGAAAUCUUUGUAGACAUUCUUCUUUUUUUUAUGAGCAUUUAUUGAAAUAUGAUUUAAUCAAUCUUUGCAUAAAAUGUUGUUCUGAUCCUGAUAAAAAUACCAGAAAAUUUGCUUGUUUUGCAUUAGGAAAUGCUGGAUUUCAUAGCGAUAGAUUAUAUGAGCAUUUAAGACCAGUUAUACCAUAAUUAGUUGAAUUACUCAAAGAUUAAGAAGUAUUAAAUGAUCUAAACACUACAUUUAGGAAAAAACAAGAUCCAAUGCAGCAGGAGCUCUCGGAAAUUUAGUUAGAAAUUCAAAUAUUCUGAUUAAAGACUUUAUAAAACAUGGAGCUUUAAAUUAGUUAUUAGAAUUAGUGAAAUCUGAUUAAACAACUCGAAUAUCAUUAUUUUCGAUAGGAAAUCUAUGUUAAUAUCCUGAAUGUAAAAGAAAAUUUGAAGAAUUACAAAUCCGAUAAAUCAUAGAACUAUCAUUGGUAUCUUUUUUCAUUUAUUUCAGGCUUCUACUAACGAUUAAUAAAUUUAGAGAUAUGGCAAAAGAGUCUUAAUUAAACUUGAUGAAAAUUGA
Paramecium sonneborni is the source of this 3473-nucleotide messenger RNA. Lineage: Eukaryota; Ciliophora; Oligohymenophorea; Peniculida; Parameciidae. The record is from the annotation of a GenBank genome assembly.